AUGAAAAAAGCACAAAAUAAUUAUACCAAUAUGCAAAAGGAAGAAGAAAAUAAUAUUUUAUUAAAAUUGAAUGACAAACCAAUUUCAAAACAGUUAAAAUAUAAAAUAGCUCCUGAAUAUUUUUUAUUAAAUAGAAAAGAUGAAAAUGAUAAAUAUUAUAUGGUAAAAAAAACAGAUUGCAUUGAAAAUAAAAGACAGUCACUGAAUAUUAAACACACAAAAAUCAUAUUGUGUGAAGACAUAAAAAAUAGAGCCAAUUCUUUAAAUUAUGGAAGUGGUUAUAGUAAUAUUGAUAGACGGGGAAGCAACAAUAUAUCCUAUUUAAUGAAGCACAAUAUUCCUUUAAAAAAUUAUCACAAAAAUAAAGGCGAACAAAAGUGUACUCAUCGAGAAAUGAUGAAAAAUGAAAAUAAAGACCAAAUAAAAAAUGAGCCCAAUAAAAACAAUGGUAUUUUCUCUACUUUAUUAAAUAAAAAUAAAAAAAUUAUUUAUAGUGAUAAAAAAAAAAAUCAAUUUUUUUUUCCAAAAAAGAAAAAAGACAAGAGGCAAAAGGAACAUUAUAAAAGUAAUUUUGCAAAAAAAAACAUUGUAAAUUUAUUGAAAAAAUCUUCAAGAAAACUUCUUGGGUCUGGUGAAAAGGUGAAUAUUCUGAAAUUUUUAUUUUUGAAAAUAAAAAAAAAAGAUGAUCAAAUUAUAAAUAAAAAUAAUGAUUUGUUAAUUAAUUUAAAAAAAGAUGUUUCAACAGAUUCUUAUUCCCAACAUAAGGACAAUUCUAUUCCUUUGAAAGACAAAGAAGACAAGCAUGUUGAAAAAAAAGUACGAAAUUCAUUUUUAAAAAGUUAUAAUGAACACAAUAAGCGGCAUUCAAAGAAUAAGAUAAAAAUUAUUUCUAAUCUUUUGAUAAAUGAUAAUAAUACAAAAAGUUGUAGAGAAAAUUAUAACAAUACAAAGGAAAGGAUGGAAUCAGUUUCAAAAAUAACUGAAAAGGAAUAUGAAAGUAAAAAAGUAAGUUCUAAAAUUAUGAAAAAUUAUUUUUCACGUAAAGAUAAUAAAAAGAAAGAAUAUUAUGAAUAUGGUAUGUUAUAUGAUGAGAGGGAUGCAGAAAUGAAUAAAAUACCUUUUAUCAGUCGAACACAAAAAAUGCGUAUUAAACCCGAAGAUAUUAUAAACAUUAAUAAAAUAAAAAAGAAUAAUUCAAAAAAUAAUAGUGAAAAAAAUUAUGCUAAAAAUAAUAAUUCAAAUUAUAAUCUAGAUUUAUUAGAAUAUUGCUUAUUAGACAUUAAUAUCAAAAGAGACGAUUUUUUGAAUAAGAAUAAAAGGAAUUUAUCUGAAAUUAUACCAAUUAAAAGAAAUAAAAAUUAUAUAAAUUCAUAUGAUGAUAUUAAGGGAAAAAGCUGGGAAUUUGUUAAAAAAGAGAAACGUGGAAAAAGUGAUAAUAGUCACUUAAGUAUCAAAAACGAUCAUUACGAUUGUUUAUAUCAUGGAAAUAUAGUUUUAAAAAAAAUCCCCAAAUUAACAAAUGGUGUGAAAAAUGUGCACCUCAAUGAAGAAUGUAAUACAAAAUCUCAUAAAAAAUAUAAUAGAAAAAAAGAAUUAAAACUUUUUAAGUACAAACUGAAUAAAGCAAAAAUAAAUAAACAGGCUAAAAUAUAUAAAACAGAUGAAGUACAUGAAGAUAUAGACAACAACAAGAUCCGCACAAUUUUUAUAGAUGAAGAAAAUGACAAAAAAUGGAAUUACUUCAGCUGGUUAGGAGAGGAAAAAAACAAUAGUAUAAAUCAUAGAAGAUCUAAUAAUUAUAUCGAUUCUUCAGAUUAUAAAAGAAAUAGCAAAGAACUGAAAUAUUGCAAUAAAAAUGGCGGAUUAAAUAAUAACAUAAAGAAAAAAUAUGAAUCUUAUUCAGAUUCCAAUUUUACAUAUGAUAAAAACAAAAUAAAGAAACAGAGAAAAAAUGUAUUUCAAUAUAUAUAUGAAAAAAAUAAAAAGAAAAAAGAAAACCAAAAAGGUUUAAAUAAAAGUGAAACUCAAUCAGAUAAUGUUAAAAAAAAAUAUAUAUACCCCAUUAGUUUAAGUAUAAAUAAAGAUAUCGAAGAUUCGAUAAGAACAAAAGGUAAUGCAACAAAAAAUGUGGACAAAAAAAAAUUUUUUGAAAAAAAGAAUGUGAAAAUACAAAAUUUUAUAACCAAAGAUGAAUUAUUUGAUAUGUGUAGAAAAGAGGAAAAUUGCUUAAAAAAUGAAGAAAAAAAGAGCGACAAAGACACAACGAAAAGCGAUCAUUUUGUAAAAACACGUAAUUUAAACACUCCAUAUAAACUAUUAGACAUAAAUAGUAAAGACAAAUAUGGGGGUAAUAUUAAAAUAACUGAAAAAGGUAUUAAACAUGAUAUACGAAAAGACGAAACAAUAACACCAGAAUAUUACAUAUUAUCAAAUACAAGAGAAAUAAAAAAUGAGAAACCCAAUGGAAACAUGAAAAAUAAAUCGAUAAAUGAGAAAAAUGUAGAAAUCGAAAAAUGUACUAAUAGUAUAGACCAAAAAAUAAACAAUAAUGAAGAGUAUAACAAAAACAGCUCGGGUGAUAAGGUGAACAAUGAAACAAAAAAUACCAGUAUAAUAGAAAAGGGCAAACAUAAUGGAUUGAAAAUUUCUGAGAAAAUCCCUGAUUUAUUAAAUAAUGAGAAUAAGUUAAUUACUAAAAUAAAUAAGAAUGAUAUUAACUCAAGUAGGUAUAAUAAUGCAAAAGAUGAUAAAAAUUCAAUCUAUGAUGAUCAUGUAUCAUACACAAAUUUGGAGUUUAAUAUUAAGGAUCUGAUUACUAGCGUUUCUAAAGAGGAAUGCGAUGUCAGUAAUGAUUAUAAACAUGAGAAAAGAAAAAAGAACUACUUGAAAACAGAUGGUGUAACAAUUAUAGAUAAAUGCAAAGAGAAUGCAAAAAAUACAAAUAAAAGGGAUAGGAAAAAAAAUUUUUCGUUUUAUUUUAUGAAAUUUAGAUAUUUUCGAUAUUUCUUUUUGGAAUAUAAAAAAAAGCAAAAUAAUGUAAUUCCUAUUAACGAACAUAGACCAAACAAAGUUUUUAGAAAAAAAAAGAAAAAGUUUAAAAAAAUUAGCUUAUUAAACUUAUAUGAAAGGAACAAAAUAUUGCAAACUUGUGCGAAUAAUAAUUAUAUGAAUACAAAUAAGGAACACUGUAAUUUAGGUGAAUUCUUAUUGGGUGAACAAAAGGGAAAAAAUAAAGGAAGAAAAACUGUUGUUCUCGAUUUAGAUGAGACACUUAUUCACAGUAGUCUACGAAAUGAUAAAGGAAAUUCUUUUAGAAUUAAUAUUGAACUGGGUAACGAAAAAUGCUUCAUAUAUGUGAAUAAAAGACCAGGUGUAGACUAUUUCUUUCAAGAGAUAUCGAAGUAUUACGAGAUAGUAAUUUUUACGGCGAGUAUGCCAAAGUAUGCAAAUGCAGUUAUUGAUAAAUUGGAUGUCAAUAGAGUUUGUUCUUAUCGACUAUUUAGAGAAUCUUGCACACUUUGGAAUAAUAACUAUGUAAAGGACAUACGAUUGCUUGGGAGAGAUUUAAAGAAUGUUAUCAUCAUUGAUAAUUCCACAUACGUUCAAAAAUUUUGCGCAGAUAACUGUUUCUUAAUAAAAAGCUGGUUUGAUGAUCCCACGGAUACAGAGUUAUACAAAUUAAUACCCUUUCUAAAAGGAAUAUCAAACAAGGUAUCAAUUGUAAAAGAAUUGAAGGAAUAUAAAAAAUUGGAAAAGAAGAAAAGAAAUGUUAUUAAAAACAUUUAA
Plasmodium yoelii is the source of this 3786-nucleotide messenger RNA. RefSeq names its product NLI interacting factor-like phosphatase, putative. NCBI's taxonomy places the organism in Eukaryota, Apicomplexa, Aconoidasida, Haemosporida, Plasmodiidae. The transcript is spliced from 9 exons. The record is from RefSeq and is a predicted model, not a curated record. Gene Ontology annotation, molecular function: phosphoprotein phosphatase activity. Bases 1 to 3786 code for a protein of 1261 amino acids.